AUGGUUAACAAUCAACAAUCCACAUCAUUAGAAAGUGGACUACCAACUGUAGGAUCAGUUGUUUGGGCUGCUGGUCGUACUCGUGCACAACAAGCAUUGAAUGUUUAUGCUAAUCUUGAUUAUCUCCGUCCAUAUUUUGAUGUUGAACCAAAAGAAGUUGUUCAACGAUUAGUUCGUUCUUUGAUACCUCGAAGUUUACCCCGAGAAGAAAAUGUCAAACCAGAAUUAUAUGGACCAUCGAUGAUUGUAUUUACAUUAGCCGCUAUUCUUAUUUAUCAAAUGAAGUUAUCAAGUCAUUCCGUUCAAGAUGGAACUUUAAUAGGUACAAGUUUCUUAGUUUGCUUUGGAUUUUGGAUUGGUUCUGGCUUUGCCAUAUCAUCGUUUACAUUUGUUUGUAAUACACAACUCAGUCUUAUGCAAAUUCUUAGUAUUAACGGCUACGCACUUUUUAGUCAUUGUGUUGUUUUAUUAAUUUCGACAUUUAUUCAUACGGGUCAUGAUCAUAUGUUAUUUUAUGGUCUUUGGGCAAUUGUUGGUGGUUUAGCUGCAGCUCGAAUGUCAUUGGUUAUAAUGUCUCGAACCACGAAUCGACAUCAUCGUAUUCUUCUUGGCCUUAUGAUCAUUGCAAUUCAUAUGAUAUUUUUACUUUAUCUUCAUUUUGCUUAUCAUCAAUUAGCUGAAACUGUUGCUCAUGCAUUAAAUAAUGAACAAGUAGUUACUGCUAGUUUACCUGUUAAACCAAUUGCACCUAUACUUGCUAAUUUAACACAAUCAAAACCUCUCCUCCGACAAAUACGCAGUAAACUGAAUAAUUCCACUAUAACCACUGUAACAAAAUUAAUUACAAGUGUUAAACCAUAA
Adineta steineri is the source of this 861-nucleotide messenger RNA. NCBI's taxonomy places the organism in Eukaryota, Metazoa, Rotifera, Eurotatoria, Adinetida, Adinetidae. The record is from the annotation of a GenBank genome assembly.